AUGUCAGCUAGGUUACUGAAGAAAGUCUUGAAAGAACAAGAACUGCAACAGCAACAGCAUCAUGAAGAGGCUUUAGAAGAAGAAGCUGAAUCUCCUGAUUCGGGAACUCGCCCUGCAAAAAACCCAUUUGACCUUCUCAAUGAUGAUGACGUUGAUCAGGAGGAUGAGCCUGAAAUUGAUGAUCAAACCAUAGUGGGAAACACUCACAAACAGGAAGUGUCUGGGAUGAAAAGCAUGGCUGUUGAAGAACCUUUGGAGAACGCAUUAAAUAGUUUAUCCUUGGAUGUUAAUUCUUCAAGACAUCAACCUGGCCCCACCAAAACCAAACCAGAAACUUCCAAACCCUGUGCAGAAAUUGUGAAACAGUGUGCACCUUCUGCCUUACAAGUGGAUCCCAAAUGUUUGAAUCCCGAGAACGAGCUACGUAGAAUUUUUGGUUCUAAGGUGGUGAAAUCAUUUGAGAAAAGCAAUCAAGCCAGCAGUUCUAGACAGGUUCGUGGGGGCAGACGUGGAGCCCAUCAUACUAGAAAGACUAUUCUAGUCUCUCCAUCGGAGCAUUGGCCUCGGUGGGAUGGAUCUUUAUCCAUGGAGUUUUUGGAAACUAAAGAUGGAUACCAUCAUUUUAGGUAUGUUCAUUCAUCUUCCUAUGAUCAAGCGCAGAGGGAAUUCGAAGCUGCCAAAGCUAUUCAUGAUCUGAAUGGCAUAGCAAGCAUUCUAUUAUACCACCCUUAUCACCUAGAUUCACUUGUAACAAUGGCAGACUAUUUUAAAUUUGUGGGUGAGCAUCAAAUGUCAGCUGAUUCUAUUGCGAAGAGUUUAUAUGCCUUGGAAUGUGCAUGGCAUCCUACAUUCACCCCCUUGCAGGCAAAUUGCCAGUUGAAGAACAAUCACGAAACCAAUAAGCCACUAUUUCUAACACUUUUCACUCACAUGAAAAACUUGGACAGGCGUGGUUGUCAUCGUUCUGCCCUUGAGGUUUGCAAACUUUUGCUUUCGUUGGAUUUAGAUGAUCCAAUGGGGGCCAUGUUCUGUGUUGAUUACUUUGCUUUGAGGGCAGAGGAGUAUGCAUGGUUGGAACAGUUUUCUGAAGACUAUAAAAGUGAUAACUCUUUAUGGUUGUUUCCAAAUUUCUCAUAUUCUCUUGCCAUUUGUCGGUUUUAUCUUGAGCGAGAGGAAUCCUCAAAAGAUGCGAAUGCUAGUGGUACAAAGUCUAAUUCAGCUGAUUUGAUGAAGCAGGCUUUAAUGCUUCACCCUUCAGUCGUUAAAAAGUUAGUAGCCAAGGUACCUUUGAAAGAUCAGGCGUGGACAAAUAUACUAAAGCAUGCAUUUUUUCGAUCAGAGAAAACAGGGUCUGCAUCAUUGGAUCAUCUGAUUAAUAUCUAUGUAGAGAAAAGUUAUAUCGUAUGGAGGCUUCCAGACUUGCAAAAAUUACUUUGUAACAGUGCUCUACAAGUGAUUGAAACUCUAGAACAUGGUAGCUGUGAUGCCAAGGAUUGGGCUUGUGUGAGAAAAGAGGCCUUUUCAUCUGAGAACAAUGAGUACAGCCAUCUGUUGGUGUCAGACUUCUCUGAUAUAGUCCCUACCCUUCCACCUGAGAACUUGCAAAACUUCAUGGUUGACCCAAGGAUGAGGGAGGCUGAGCAAAAUGGAGGACACAUUGCCUUCCCACUUGAUGGUGGCCCAGCUCGACGUGAUGUUGCGAAUCGAAAUGCAUUGGCUGUCUUGUUUGAAUCUAUGUUGCCAUGGGUGAAUUAUGGGGGUAGAGGGGAUGAAGGAGGCAAUGAGGAAAAUCAAGUUAAUGGACACGAGCAAGAUGACGAAUGA
Messenger RNA from Dovyalis caffra, 1824 nucleotides. The record is from the annotation of a GenBank genome assembly. Lineage: Eukaryota; Viridiplantae; Streptophyta; Magnoliopsida; Malpighiales; Salicaceae.